Ipomoea triloba (trilobed morning glory) is the source of this 1151-nucleotide messenger RNA. Its product is annotated as ras-related protein RABC2a-like. Bases 123 to 776 code for a protein of 217 amino acids. Gene Ontology annotation, molecular function: GTP binding; GTPase activity. The record is from RefSeq and is a predicted model, not a curated record. NCBI's taxonomy places the organism in Eukaryota, Viridiplantae, Streptophyta, Magnoliopsida, Solanales, Convolvulaceae. The transcript has 6 exons.
UGGUAGUUUUGAAUUUCUUUCUCUUUUCAUCUGAACCUACUAUCCUGUUUCUCUCUCCAACAAAACUGCCACCUCCAUGUAGAGAGAGAUAGAUGAAGUUGAAGGUAUAAAGAGAAGGAAAUAUGGAGACAAAAGGCGGGAAGAUGAUGAUGAGUUAUAAAGGGUGUGGGUAUGAAUAUUCUUUCAAGAUUCUGUUGAUAGGAGAUUCUGGUGUGGGCAAGAGUAGUCUGCUUCUCAGCUUCAUUUCUCAUCACUGUCCUCUCCAAAAUCCCUCCCCCACCAUUGGUGUGGACUUCAAGAUCCGGGUGCUAACCAUUGGUGGGAAAAGAUUGAAGUUGACAAUUUGGGAUACAGGUGGACAGGAGAGGUUUGGGACAUUGAUAAGCUCUUAUUAUAGAGGGGCACAUGGAAUUAUACUUGUUUAUGAUGUCACGAGGCGGGACACCUUUACAAACUUAUCGAAAAUCUGGGGGAAGGAGAUAGAGCGUUACUCGACAAAUCCAGAGUGCAUCAAGAUGCUAGUUGGAAACAAAGUUGACAGGGAUAACGAAAGGGCUGUGAGUAGAGAGGAAGGAAUGGCGUUUGCACAGAAACACAAAUGUCUGUUUCUUGAAUGUAGUGCUAAGACCAGAGAAAAUGUGCCCCAGUGUUUUCGAGAUCUUACUCUCAAGAUACUAGAGGUGCCAAGCCUGGUAGAGAAAGGAUCCAAUGUUGUGAAGAACCAAAUUUUGAAACAAAAGGAAAUCGAUGAACACAAAAGCAAAUGUUGCACGUGAUUCGACUUUAAUGUGUAAUGCAGACUACUACUGUUUAGAAGUGUGGAUCUGUUGUUGAGAGGAAAGCAAAAUGAUCCUCCAUUUUUGCUGGGGAAGAAGAUACAUCUAAAGAAGACAAGCUAGCUUUUGAGCUUGGAUAGAUCUUCUGAAACAUCAUGGGAACUGAGAUCAUGUCAGGGAACAGAGAUCAUAUUUGUGUACAUUUUUUAUUGUUCGAUUUCUUUAAUGUUCAGAACACAUAAAAUAGACGACUACAGCUUAUAUCAUCAGGAGUUAUACAAUACUGGUUUGAAUGAAAACAGUUUUCUUGGCAGAAUAUUUUGUGCCAAUUCAAGUAGAAAUGAAACAGAUAGGCAUAGCAAUAUGCAUUCUUCA